AUGUGCCACUUUCAGGUCUCCUCACACACUGCUGGUGUGUUCAAUUUUUUGUCAUAGGGUGCUGGCAGAUUACGGGCCUCCUAUAGCUGCUGCCAGGCCCCUAAUCUGCCAUGGGCCCCUAUACCGCCUCCUCAUGCUGCUGCCAGGUCCAGAGUCUCUCAUGGGUCCCUGUACGGCCUCCCAUUGCUGCUGGCUGUCCAUCGCCACACUCUGCCAUGUGCCACUUUCAGGUCUCCUCACACUCCUGCUGGUUUCCAUUUUGUCAUAGGUUGCUGUAUGGCCUCCCAUUGGAAACUGCUGCCUCCACCGCCACACUGUGGCUCCAAACACUGGUUUUGGCCCCGUGACUGGCCAAAUGAGUGAAGGUGUGCGGUGAUUUCUAAGAUCGACGGCACUCAUCUGCAACCGUCAUACCCUUGACAGUAUUAUUUCUCUUCCCAAGCGAAACUUGACCAAGGGCAUUUAAAUUAAAGGUACAGUUUGCUGCACUUAUUAA
Staurois parvus is the source of this 496-nucleotide messenger RNA. The record is from the annotation of a GenBank genome assembly. NCBI's taxonomy places the organism in Eukaryota, Metazoa, Chordata, Amphibia, Anura, Ranidae.